Messenger RNA from Nannospalax galili (Upper Galilee mountains blind mole rat), 1652 nucleotides. RefSeq names its product selectin L (gene Sell). The record is from RefSeq and is a predicted model, not a curated record. Gene Ontology annotation, cellular component: membrane; external side of plasma membrane. Gene Ontology annotation, molecular function: sialic acid binding; oligosaccharide binding. The coding region runs from base 134 to 1249 and encodes 371 amino acids. Lineage: Eukaryota; Metazoa; Chordata; Mammalia; Rodentia; Spalacidae. The transcript is spliced from 9 exons. Gene Ontology annotation, biological process: response to cytokine; leukocyte migration; heterophilic cell-cell adhesion.
CUGUUGACACUUGGCACAUUUUUCUUGAAGCACAGCUGAUUCUCCUUGUGCAAAGACCCAGGGCUCCAGGUGCUGAAGGGCAGAAGAGCUGCGGAAGAAGGGCACGGCACUAAGCAAAGUGAGGGUGAGCACGAUGUUUCUAUGGAAAUGUCAGGGUGCUCAGCGGGGCCUAUGGAACAUCUUCAAGAUAUGGAUCUGGACAGUGCUCUGUUGUGACUUCCUGGCACAUCAUGGAACUGACUGUUGGACUUACCAUUAUUCUCAAAAACCCAUGAAUUGGGAAAACGCUAGAAAGUUCUGCCAGGAAAAUUACACAGACUUAGUUGCCAUACAAAACAAAGGAGAGAUUGAGUAUCUGGAGGAGACACUGCCCUACAGCCGUACUUACUACUGGAUAGGAAUCCGGAAAAUUGGAAAAACGUGGACAUGGGUGGGAACCAACAAGCCCCUGACUAAAGAAGCAGAGAACUGGGGAACUGGGGAGCCCAACAACAAGAAGUCCAAGGAGGACUGCGUGGAGAUCUAUAUCAAGAGGUCCAUAGACUCUGGAAAAUGGAACGAUGAUGCCUGCCACAAAAGAAAGGCAGCUCUCUGCUACACAGCUUCUUGCCAGCCAUCGUCCUGCAGUGGCCAUGGAGAGUGUGUAGAAACCAUUAAUAAUCAUACCUGCAACUGUGACUUGGGGUAUCAUGGGCCCCAGUGUCAGUAUGUGGUUCAGUGUGAGCCCUUGAAGGCCCCAGAGCUGGGAACCAUGAACUGCAUUCACCCUUUGGGAGACUUCAGCUUCCGCUCACAGUGUGCCUUCAACUGCUCCGAGGGAACAGAACUAGUUGGGAUUGAAGAAAUACACUGUGGACCAUCUGGAAACUGGUCAUUUCUAGAGCCAAUAUGUCAAGUGAUUCAGUGCAUGCCUCUAACAGCGCCUGACUUGGGAACCAUUGAAUGCAGUCACCCCCUGGCCAACUUCAGUUUUACUUCUGCUUGUAGCUUCAACUGCUUAGAAGAAACUGAUUUAAUUGGAGAGAAGACAACUGUUUGUGGAUCAUCUGGCAUCUGGUCCAGUCCUAUUCCAAUAUGUCAAAAAACAAGCAGAAAUUUCUCAAUGAUCAAGGAAGGCAACUAUAACCCCCUCUUCAUUCCUGUGGCUGUCAUGGUGACUGCCUUCUCUGGUCUGGCAUUUAUCAUUUGGCUGGCAAGGCGGUUAAAAAAAGGAAAGAAAUCUCAGAAAAGGAUGGAUGAUCCAUACUAAUUCAUCAUUUUUAAAAUGAAAUUCAUGCGCUACCAAAAAGUCAUUGGGAAUUACUUCAAAUCCUCCCAUGAAGAGUCUUGCACAAUGGCAUCCCUCCAUCAAGAAUGAAGAAUAUUUCCUUCAGUGGAUCUGGAAGGAUUUCUAUGUGAUCAAUGACUCCUUCUACUCCCUCCCAUUUUUCCCUUAUUCAUCCCCUUAAUCCCAGCCCACAGUUAUUGUUUAUAUAGCUCAGUAUUUUCUUUUCUUUUCUGUGGAGGAACAAAUAAGACCAUUAAGGCAAAGGGUUACUGUGGAAUAUAAAGAUGCCUGGCUUUGCUCUUUCCUAACUCAUAUUUCCAGUUUCAAGUCAAUAUUGUACUUGAUGACAGACACAGUUAAAGGUUGAUACAUAUAGAAUUGAAAA